Messenger RNA from Zootermopsis nevadensis, 5208 nucleotides. NCBI's taxonomy places the organism in Eukaryota, Metazoa, Arthropoda, Insecta, Blattodea, Termopsidae. The record is from RefSeq and is a predicted model, not a curated record.
UGCCUUUGUGACAUAUGUAAAUUAAUUUGAUCAUUGUGUGUUAAUGUUACAGAAAUGGAUGGAUAUGUCAAAGAAAAACAGAUUGGGGAAGGUUCAUUUGGAACUGCUUACUUGGUCCGAUCAAAAAGGACUGGAGUUCAUUAUGUAAUAAAAAGGACCAACUUGUCAAGAAUGACAGAGAAGGAGAAAGAUGAAGCAAUGCGUGAAGUUGAGGUUCUCGCCAAGAUGCAGCAUCCAUAUAUUGUAGCAUAUAAAGAAUCAUUUGAAUAUGAUAGGAAUCUCUAUAUUGUAAUGGAUUACUGUGAAGGUGGAGAUUUGUAUACCAAGAUUCGGGAACAUGCUCAGAAGGGAAGAUACUUUUCAGAAGAUAUGAUUCUCAGUUGGUUUGUUCAAAUAUGCCUUGCCCUAAAGCAUGUUCAUGAUCGUAAGAUUCUUCACCGGGACAUAAAAUCCCAAAAUAUUUUCCUCACUAAAGAUAAUAAUGUCAAAUUGGGUGACUUUGGGAUUGCAAAAAUUCUGAAGAACACAGUAGAUCUUGCAAAAACAUGCAUUGGUACGCCAUAUUAUCUUUCACCGGAGAUUUGUGAGAACAAGCCAUAUAAUAACAAAAGUGAUAUAUGGGCAUUAGGAUGCAUACUUUAUGAGAUGGCUGCACUAAAACAUGCCUUUGUGGCAGGAAAUAUGAAGAACCUUAUUGUAAAAAUUAUUCGAGGCUCAUAUGCUCAGCUUCCAUCAUGCUACAGCAAUGAUUUGCGUAAUCUGAUUCAACAACUCUUUAGAAGAAACCCGCAAGAGCGGCCAUCCAUUAAUACUAUUCUGAAGAAAACAUUUAUUUCAAAGAAAAUUCCGAAGUUUCUAACAAAAACACAGCAAGCUCAAGAAUUUGGUAUAACCAGUCCAUAUUUUCAUCAACUUGGAGAGUCAAAAUCUCAGAUGCCUGCCAAAAGGCCAAAAACAGCCGUAACUGAUCCUGCUUUGAAAUAUGGAUCAUCAUUGGUUAUCAGGAAAACAAGAAUAUGUAAAUAUGAUGACAAGAAGACAGUAGUAGCUUCACCUGCACCAGAAAUGUUACAGUUGUCUAAACACAAAGUAGUAUCUAAGAGACAAAUAUACAGUGAAGUAAGUGUAACUGAAAGACUGAAUAGUACUGUGUCAGAAGAGGCUCUGCCUCAAGUUCAUAAAGAAAUGGAUGAGAUAAAGUCUUCAAUAUGUUCAACUGUAGUGGACGACUCGGAAAGAAGACACAGUAUUGACAUGAUCAAUAGGGAACAUCGUGUUCAACCUAGAAACAUUACUGAAGCUUUUAACAAGUGCAUAAUGAAACCAUUUGCAGGUGUCAUUGCACUAAAUGUAUUAGAGCCUGAAAAAUGUUGCAUUAUUGAGAAUGUUUUAUUGCAUGAAGGAAACAAAGGUAAGAUUAUUGCUACAUCAGAAGCAGUACAUGAGAACUGCAACAUACAAAGUAUAGAAAAUACUUUUCUUGCAACAUUAGGCUCCAGUUGCUUAGUACAAACACUGUGUAACAAGAAAAAGGAGCUGAAAUCAGAGAAACCAUAUGUAAAACAAUACAAAUCAGGAAAACUUCCUGUAAAACAAGAAAACCCAGAUGGAUUCGAUAGAACAAUGAUCAGGCUUACAAACAUGGUGUCUGAUUCAGAACUCCUUACAUCAUUUCAUACCAUAAGACUACAAAACUUCAAGGAAAGACAGCUUAUGAUUCAAAGUAGAAAGAAAGACAGUGAAAGACAUCGACAGAAUGCAAAUAAUAAGGAAAGGAUGCAGCCUGAGUGUACACUGAACACUGCAGAUCGAGACCCAAGGGAUGGGAAUGUAGAGAGUAUAUUAGGAAUGAACAAUGAACAGUUGGAAGCAGAGAAUACUAUCACUAAAAAUAUUGUGAGUAGAGUGAGAGCAAGAAUUGACAAAAAGAGAAUGGAAGCCUUUGAGAAAGAAAAGAAAAAGUUACUGGGAAACAGAGGUACAAAAUCUAUAGACAACAAAACCAGUGAACCCAUGGAUGGCCAUAAAUUGAUUAAAUUGGAUGAAGCAGCUCAUGAAUCACAUGUUAUAGAACAAUGGAAAGAUACCACAAAUUCAGAUGAAAAGCAAGCAGAUUUUUUAGCAGGCAACAAGAGUAAGAUACAAGUUGUUAAUGAAAAUGAAACUAUUUGCAGAGAAUAUGAAAACAAAACUUUUAAGACCAGAGGGAAGUGGAAGAAAGAAUCUAGUUUGGAAUUAGGUAAGGCAUCACUGGAGUUACCAGGCUUCCUCAUGGAUUCAACAUCAUCAGCUGAUAUUGUUAUAAAAUAUGGAGACAGGAAGCAGUGGGAUAGUCCAGAUACUCUGAACAAAGUAAAUAUUAUGAAUAUGACUUAUAGCAUUGAAAGACCUUACUCUAUACCAAACAUUUAUCAUGUUGACACAGUAACAACGGAAUCAGAGAGUCAUGUACAUACUAUUAGUGAAAAUGUUGACUGCCCUGUUGGAACUUUAGAUGUAAUUCUUGAAGGUAAGCAGUGCAGAGACAAUAUAAAUUGUAAAUUCACCCAAACUGAUCUUUCAUGUGUUAUAGCUGCAGCACAUGCUACUGUCAUCCAGGAGUCAAUGAACUCCAAUUUGAAAUGUAAAAGUUCAGAACAAACAUUUGUACCAAAAAUAGAUAAACAGAUGGAUCAAAAGUUGAAAGGCGAAUAUAAAAAUCAGCUGAGUCAGACACAAAUUUUGCUUGAUGCAGUUCAAGAUGCCCCUGUAGUCCUGCAUGCUACACAGUAUGGUGAUGAGUUUUUACCCCCACCUCAUAGAAAGCGAAGGACAAAAACAGCAACACAGUAUCAUUCUUACAGAAAAUGCGUGAAACAAAGGGCAAUUAAAAGACGAUCAAGUUGUGAAGAUCGCAAGAGAAGACAUUCUCCUUUACCUUCUCCAAGACUCUGUAUGGUGUCCGUUGACAAACCUACCACAGUCAAUAGUACAUCUGGGGACAGUGAUAUGACACAAACAUGUGUAAACAAUAAUAAUCAGUCACUAUUACAACAUAUUUCAGAUGAAGUAUCUGCUAAUGGAUUACCAAUAAUACGAGUAGCCAGAACAGCUGAUGUGAUUCAUGAGAAUGGACUGAAGGACUAUCAGACAGAAUAUAAAGUCAGCAGUACUGCCAUUGAAACCAACAAACUUGACAACAUGUACCAGCAUAACAGCUCAGAUUGUGACAAACAUAAAAAGUGCCUAGGUAUAAAAAUUGACAGUAUUCUCAAAUGUGAUAAUGGAAGCAUAAAAGCCUGUGAUGAGUCUCCAGGUUUAAGAGAGGAAAACAAAGAAAAUACUCAAAACUCUUUGAUUGUGUCCUUGCCAUGUACAUCAGUAUACAGUGUUAGAACCCAAGUUAAGAACAGUGCUGUAACUGAGAGAGUGUUUAAUUUCACUACAGAUUUAUAUGAAAAAGAAGGUAGCAAACUAAAAGAGAUUCCAGAUACAUGUAACAGAUAUUACAAUUCUGAAUUAGGUUCAAAUAAGAUACAAAGUCAGAAAGCAAUACCGAUACUACAAAAGACAAAUAUUACAAUUGUGAAAUGUCCUAUAAUAAAAUAUGGUGUUACCAAACCAAAAGCAGUCAAGUUCCAAAGUCAUUGUGAUUCCAUGGAGGUUUCCUCAUUAAACAAAAAGUCAAUUGAGCAGAGGAUACGUCCCAAGUCAGCUAUAGCUUCAAGCGUCUCACGGACGAACACAAACCAAGAAAUCUCAACGAGACCUUCAUCAGGAGGCCCAUAUUCAUAUCCGGUACAUAAAAGUGUAACAUUUAAUAGACUACUUCCUAGUAUUUUGCAUGAUAACAGAAACAAAACAAGCACAAAUGUGGAUGUUAAAGAUCACCACAGUGUUUUGGAAAGUGCAAAACUAGAAGCCACAAAAUUCAACUACAUUCUAAAGGAGGUGGAUAGUGACAAUAGAGAAGCAGAGUCUCUCCUUUACCCACAUAUUAAUUUGGCACAUUCCUAUGAGGAGAAGAAUAUGUCAAACAGUGAUACAGCUCAAAGUACAGAGCAUGACCUUCAGAAAGUUAAUUUAAAUUGUAGUAGUAUUAAGGCAGAUGGUUUAUGCCCAGACAUGUGUCAUUUAUCAUCCACAUCUAUUCACAUUUUAAGCAAAUUGAAAAGGCCAUCAUAUUAUAUUCAUAAAUUAUGUAUGCAUGAAGCUAGAACUGCAGAAGAAACUAAGAAUGAUAAUAUACCAGAAGAUUCUCUACCAUGUGCACUACCACCAUUCACAAUUGAUGUACCUGAGCAAGUCAACUCCAAAAUUCAAAGUACUGCUUCCCCACUGGAUUUCAGACCAGUGGCUGCAAAAUUACAGGAGCUGGAUGUUCAGUUUUCUUCACCAGAUAAUGAACCUACUAAUUUGGCAUCUUUGCCAACAAAUCGAUCAUGCAAAUUCCAUUACUCACUCAGAAGAACAGUAUCACUUCCAGAACUCACACAGAUCUUUACGCCCAGUCUUCAUCUUCAAGUGCCAUUACAGCUUGUGCAAAGUAUGAGUGAUGUGAAAAUAAAAACAUUUGAGGACAGAGAUGUGGUGACAGUAUGCCACUCUGACAGAACAAUCAACAUAAAAGAUCAAACUGGACAGGCCAUAAGAUAUGAAGAUGGAACCUUGUUUUCACAUAUUGAAGAACGGAGAAUGGACUUGGAACGAGAAUUGGGUGUUGAAAAUUUCCUACAUGCUUAUCGGAAAUUACAACUAAUUCAGGACACUGGUGCAAGCAGAGAAGACUGGCAAAUGAUGAGCACAAUGCUGGGAGAGAGCAAAGCUCAUCUGGCCACUCAAAUCUGGCAGUUUGUAUUAGCUGACAGAAUUUACAAUGAAGAUAGUUCCUAAUUCAUUGUAAGUAUUGACAAUUAAAUAGCUGGACUGAUUCUGCAAAGCACAUCUUUCCAAAGUGUUAUAAUAGUUUUACUGAACAACACUAAUAAAUUCUGUAUCAGAGUUAUGCAAGGAAAAAUUCGGAAUGUGGUAUCUGUAAACUGAAUUUGUUUUCACUCAUUAAUUACUUGGACUUGACUUCUUAUAAGAAUAUCCGAUUUUUGUGUUGUAGAGUUGCUCAAUAUUCCAUCAUAAACAUAUUAGUGUUUUUUUAUAUGAAUAUAACAGGAUAUAUUUUCUCAACAUAUGUACAUGAACAGUCGAAAAGUGCAUCACAUCAAAGUUUCUUGA